UUUGAUGGGAUUGACAUGGCCUGGCCCUACUUUCUGGACUGUGAUCGCUUCUUUGUCAGUCAAGAGGAAGGAUGCUAUAACCCCUUAGAAAAACUGAGAGGAAGUAUAGAUGACACUGAAGAGCUGUCCUCAAACAUUUCCUCCACAACUAUCCAGUUUACACACCACUCGUACCCGCAGAUGGUGAGGGUGCUGAAGAAGACAGCUUCCCGAUGCUCUCACAUUGCCAAGACUUACAGCAUUGGCCGCAGCUUUGAUGGAAAGGAUCUUCUUGUGAUCGAGUUUUCAGAUCGACCAGGCCAUCAUGAAUUACUUGAACCCGAAUUUAAGUACAUUGGCAACAUCCAUGGAAAUGAAGUGACCGGGAAGGAGAUGCUCAUCUAUCUUGCUCAGUAUCUGUGCUCAGAGUACCUGCUGGGCAAUCCACGAAUCCAACACCUUAUUAACAACACCCGGAUUCACCUGCUGCCUUCCAUGAACCCUGAUGGCUAUGAUGUAGCAGCAGCAGAGGAUGUAGGACAUAAUGGAUGGACAAAUGGCCGUCAAAACUCUCAGCAUCUGGACCUCAACCGUGACUUCCCUGACUUGACUUCAGAAUAUUACCGUCUAGCAAGUACCCGGGGAGUUCGAACUGACCACAUCCCCAUUUCACAGUACUACUGGUGGGGUAAGGUGGCUCCAGAGACUAAAGCUGUCAUGAAGUGGAUGAAGACCAUUCCAUUUGUACUGUCAGCCAGUCUCCAUGGGGGUGAUUUAGUGGUUUCAUAUCCAUUUGAUUUCUCAAAGCAUCCCCUGGAAGAAAAAAUGUUCUCCCCUACACCUGAUGAGAAGAUGUUCAGGUUACUGUCCAGGGCCUAUGCCAAUGUUCACCCCAUAAUGAUGGACACAUCAGAGAACAGAUGUGGUGGCAACUUUCUGAAAAGGGGAAGUAUUAUCAAUGGUGCUGACUGGUAUAGCUUUACAGGAGGUAUGUCCGAUUUCAAUUAUCUUCACACCAACUGCUUUGAAAUAACCGUGGAGUUGGGCUGUGUGAAAUUUCCCCCAGAGGAAGCCCUCUAUACGCUCUGGCAACACAACAAAGAAUCACUCCUCAAUUUCAUGGAAAUGGUGCACCGAGGAAUUAAAGGUACUGUAACAGAUAAAUUUGGAAAACCUGUCAAAAAUGCACGCAUUCUGGUCAGAGGAAUCCGCCAUGAUGUUACUACAGCUGCUGAUGGUGAUUACUGGAGGCUCCUGCCCCCAGGCACUCACAUCGUCAUCGCCCAAGCCCCAGGUUACACCAAGAUGAUCAAGAAAGUUACCAUCCCCCUUAGGAUGAAGAGGGCUGGCAGGGUAGACUUCAUCCUUCAUCCUUUAGAUCUGCACCCCAAGAAGUUCAUGAAAGGGCCUAGGAGAAACGGCUACAAGCGACAUGACCCACUAGAGGAUUUUGAUCCCCAUGCAGAAAACAAUGGCGACUUUUUAGAUGAAAAGAAGAGACCUUUACAGGAUGGGAAUAAGCCAUGGUGGUGGUCCUAUUUCACCUCCCUGAAUCAUCACAAGCCCACUUGGCUCCUCAAGUAUCAAUAGACUCAUGAUUUCCAUUUCCUUGUGAUGCUCUUCAUGCGAAAAUGAUCCUUUUACCAGGCUGCAUGGUAGGGGCAUCAUCUCAAUGAUCAUCUCAAGAAUUAAACAAUUGCAACAGGAAAACGCAAAUGCCAAUUUCUCCAUUUUUUCUGUAUUUUUUUCGGGGGGUCAAUUUUCCUGCCCUCACUGGAUUGACAUUCAUUAAAAAUGGUUGUA
This is a messenger RNA of Gracilinanus agilis (Agile Gracile Mouse Opossum), 1782 nucleotides long. It is a transcript of the gene CPZ, whose product is annotated as carboxypeptidase Z. Gene Ontology annotation, molecular function: zinc ion binding; metallocarboxypeptidase activity. The coding region runs from base 16 to 1569 and encodes 517 amino acids. Gene Ontology annotation, biological process: proteolysis. NCBI's taxonomy places the organism in Eukaryota, Metazoa, Chordata, Mammalia, Didelphimorphia, Didelphidae. The transcript is spliced from 9 exons. The record is from RefSeq and is a predicted model, not a curated record.